UCCUAUUUUCUAGAUUAUUGUAGAGGGGCAUUUUCGUCUUAAACACCCCAAUCAUCCCCUUUAAAUUCAAUCCAUUCCAACGCUAACUCCUUCAUUGAUUCAUCCUCAUCUCAUCCUCAUCUUGUACAUCUUCCAAUUUUCUCCCAAUUCUCCCAAGAUGCAGAUCUUCGUGAAAACCCUCACCGGCAAGACAAUCACCCUCGAGGUGGAAAGCUCCGACACCAUCGACAACGUCAAGGCCAAGAUCCAGGACAAGGAGGGCAUCCCACCGGACCAGCAAAGGCUCAUCUUUGCUGGAAAGCAACUCGAGGACGGCCGAACCCUCGCCGACUACAACAUCCAGAAAGAAUCGACCUUGCACUUGGUGCUCCGUCUCAGAGGCGGUAUGCAAAUAUUCGUGAAGACUCUCACCGGAAAGACGAUUACCCUUGAGGUUGAGAGCUCCGACACUAUCGACAACGUCAAGGCCAAGAUCCAGGACAAGGAGGGAAUCCCACCGGACCAGCAAAGGCUGAUCUUCGCCGGAAAGCAGCUCGAAGACGGGCGUACCCUCGCAGAUUACAACAUCCAGAAAGAAUCCACCCUUCAUUUGGUGCUCCGUCUUAGGGGUGGAAUGCAGAUCUUCGUCAAGACCCUCACCGGAAAGACCAUCACUCUUGAGGUUGAGAGCUCUGACACCAUUGAUAACGUCAAGGCCAAGAUCCAGGACAAGGAGGGAAUCCCACCAGACCAGCAGAGGCUCAUCUUUGCAGGCAAGCAGCUCGAGGACGGCCGCACCCUCGCCGAUUACAACAUCCAGAAGGAGUCUACCCUCCACCUUGUGCUCCGUCUCAGAGGUGGAAUGCAGAUCUUCGUCAAGACAUUGACUGGGAAGACGAUCACUCUUGAGGUUGAGAGCUCCGACACCAUAGACAACGUGAAGGCGAAGAUCCAAGACAAGGAGGGUAUUCCACCAGACCAGCAGAGGCUCAUCUUCGCCGGCAAGCAGCUUGAAGACGGCCGUACCCUCGCCGAUUACAACAUCCAGAAGGAGUCGACCCUCCACUUGGUGCUCCGUCUGAGGGGUGGUAUGCAGAUCUUCGUCAAGACCUUGACUGGUAAAACCAUCACCCUUGAGGUCGAGAGCUCCGAUACCAUCGAUAACGUGAAGGCGAAGAUUCAAGAUAAGGAGGGCAUUCCUCCGGACCAGCAGAGGCUCAUCUUCGCGGGCAAGCAACUUGAAGAUGGCCGUACUCUUGCCGACUAUAACAUCCAGAAGGAGUCGACACUUCAUUUGGUGCUCCGUCUCCGUGGUGGGAUGCAGAUUUUUGUGAAGACCUUGACUGGGAAGACCAUCACUUUGGAGGUGGAGAGUUCUGACACAAUUGAUAAUGUGAAGGCUAAGAUUCAGGACAAGGAGGGGAUUCCACCGGAUCAGCAGAGGCUGAUCUUCGCUGGGAAGCAGCUGGAGGACGGAAGGACUUUGGCUGACUAUAAUAUUCAGAAGGAGUCCACCCUGCAUCUUGUCCUUCGCCUCCGUGGUGGUUUCUGAGUGUUCUGGGGAUAUGGGUCCUUAAGUCUUUUCUGUCAUGUGUUGUUUUGUGGUUAUGAAGUACUCUUUUUUUUUUUUGGCUUAGUUUUUUUCUUUUGUUAUGGUGUUUGUCAAUGAUCUCAUGCGGCCAAUGGCCGUGAAGAUAAUGUUGGGUCAGUCCUUAAUAAAUAAAAGCCUUGUUUUUAUGUAA
This is a messenger RNA of Camellia sinensis, 1721 nucleotides long. Its product is annotated as polyubiquitin. Gene Ontology annotation, molecular function: protein binding. The record is from RefSeq and is a predicted model, not a curated record. Lineage: Eukaryota; Viridiplantae; Streptophyta; Magnoliopsida; Ericales; Theaceae.